UAAUAUUCAGAUCUUUACAUUUUUGGAAGCAUUGGACAACGUCUAACGUGUUAUUAUUUUGCAUGACAUCGACAAACUUUAAAACGCGCAUUCAAACUUCUACCGUUAGCCACAAAUAUUUGUUAACAAUUUCUCAGUGAACUGCUUAUGUUCAACACGUGAUUGUAUAUUGUUAGACAUCUUUCCAUCCCUAGUGUUGUGAAGGGCUCAGUUUAAUAUUGCGCUAUUUUAAAUGCGGUGAGCUAUUUUCGAUGGGUGUAAAACACCACCGGCAACAGAGGGACAUGACGUUGUGUAAAUAGAAGAUUUUUAAUUGACUUCACCCUGUAAAUCAGAAACCAGCAUUUGUUUUUUCAAUCUUCUUUUUCGUUUGUAUUGUUAGGGGCAGGCAAUAUUCAGAGGAAAAUGACAAAUGACACAGUUGAUGCGGCAGUAAAUAUCUCCGCAAGUGCUGGAUCGAAAGUCGAUCACUUCCUUGUCCCGCAGCUAGUCAGCUUUGUUGUGAUAAUAACCAUUACUAUUGUGGGGAAUUUCUUGAUCUGUUGCGUAGAACUCAAACGAACAUCACACAAGAGCAGUGGCUUUUUCAUAAUAAACCUUGCGCUGAGUGAUCUAGCCGUUGGCUUUGUGAGUAUUCCUCUUGACAUCGCCGAACAGCUCACCAACGGCUGGCCGUUUUUUCGCUUUAUGUGCAAAGUGGUUUAUCCUCUUCAAACUGUUCUUAUGGCUGUGUCAGUUAUCACACUACUUUGCAUGAGCAUAGAGCGUUACAGGGCAGUUUUGACACCUUUCAAAGCUAAACCAAGUGGCAAAUUUAUCGUUCAAGUUAUUGUCUCCGUAUGGGUCCUGAGUAUUCUGUUGGUGACUCCAUACACGUUAGUGCUAAGAAUGAAAGAUGGCAAUUGUAUAGAGGACUGGCCAAGCCAAGGCCACGUUAAAAUCUACACUGCCAGCGUUUUUUUGCUGUUAUACCUUUUACCACUCACUCUUAUCACUAUUUGUUACACGAAGAUUGGCAUUUACCUGAACAAGGAAGCAAAGAAAUGGAGGUCGAUGUCUAAAUAUUAUGGUAAAUCAAUACGUCAGGUGCGUCGAUUAUCAAAUGUUCGACACAUGCAGAACAUCAGAAUCAUAAAAGUCUUUGUUGCUGCAGUAAUGGUAUUUGCAAUCUGCCAGUUGCCCACUCAUGUCAUUUGGAUUUGGCAUGAUUUUGGAAGUGGAAGCAAGUGGAAGUACUUGUACGACGUCUUGCCAUUCUGUCAUAUUCUUACCUAUCUAAACAGCGCCAUUGAUCCAUUCAUCUUUGGAAGCCUAAAUGCACAAUUAUUUAGAAAGACGUUAAGGUCAAUAUUCACUUGUUUCAACGGAAAGAAGGAGCACCAGAAAAAAAGCAAAAAUCCUAAGGCACUGCCGCCAGAGCAAGAAAAUACGAAGAAUAAACGCAAACUGAUUCGAAAGAGUUGUGUGUUGCUGAAAAACAAAGGAUCACAGGAUUCAAUAGUGGAAAGUAAUAUCUAGUCAAAAACAUAAGUCAAGAAACAAGCCAGUUUCAAGACUAACAACGAUACUUAUUCAUAAUAAUUAAAAGAGUCGACGAGGGUAGCAUGGAUGAAACUGACAAUUCUGAUGCACAAUAGUCAGGACCUUCGUGCAGGUGCGUCACAUGUAAAUCUGCUGUAAUUUUAGCAAGAGUUCACCAGACCUCUCGCUCGCUUGACAUAUAUGCAGCGUUUACAAACUCUCAGCUCGUUAAUCUCAGUAAUCUGAGGAGUUUGAUUGAAUUAAACUAUCUCCGACUGUCGUUCGCGUUUGCGUUUGACGGGACUUUAAAAGGGAUCUGUUGAGGUUCGUAACGUCUAUCUUGUAUAAUUCACAGUUCUAAACUUCUAAUCGAAAAACAUCUCGAUCAUCCUUACUACUUCAAUUUAUGCUAUCCAAGAUUCUAACAAAAGAAGAGGAAGAGGUUGUGAAUAUAUAUGUUAUAAAUUUACAGCUUUGGAUUUAAUAUCUGGUGUACAUAUAGAUGAAGAAUCCCUGCCUCUUUUCAAUAUUUAACUACGAAGGUAAAUUGAAUUUUACAUUUAUUUUCAGCCGAACAGAUUUGUUUGAAAUAAAAUGACAACUAAAAAUUUCUACUUUGAGAUAAAUUUUGCGCUCAUAAUCUCCUUGACGUUUUCUUGUCCAAGACGUUUCGUUUGGUUUACAAUAUCAAUAUUUAUCUCGGAGCAUCAUUCAUUCUUUCAUUUAACAAACU
Molecule: messenger RNA, 2254 nt
Organism: Orbicella faveolata
Lineage: Eukaryota; Metazoa; Cnidaria; Anthozoa; Scleractinia; Merulinidae
Product: neuropeptide FF receptor 2-like
Biological process (GO): G protein-coupled receptor signaling pathway
Cellular component (GO): plasma membrane
Molecular function (GO): G protein-coupled receptor activity
Source: RefSeq, a predicted model, not a curated record